CAGCGAACAGGAGACCCAGGCGAGUGUCGAGGCCGCGCCCGGUGCAGCCGGAGAGAAAUAACGCCGAGGAACGGGAUGAAGAGGCUGCAGACAUGGUUGCAGAAGAAUCAGGUCCUGGUGCACAGAAUAGUCCAUAUCAACUCCGCAGAAAAACUCUUGUCCCCAAAAGAACCGCUUGUCCAGCAAAGAGCAGCAUGGAGGGUGCUUCUACUUCAGCAACCGAAAAUUUUGGCCACAGAGCAAAACGUGCCAGGGUAUCUGGAAAAUCACAGGAUUUGCCAAUGGCUCCCGCAGAACAGUACCUUCAAGAGAAGCUUCCGGAUGAAGUGGUCCUAAAGAUCUUCUCCUACCUACUGGAGCAGGAUCUGUGCAGAGCAGCUUGUGUUUGCAAACGCUUCAGUGAACUUGCUAAUGAUCCCAUUCUAUGGAAACGUUUAUACAUGGAAGUCUUUGAAUAUACGCGUCCCAUGAUGCAUCCCGAACCAGGGAAGUUCUACCCAAUUAACCCUGAAGAAUACGAACACCCAAAUCCAUGGAAAGAGAGCUUUCAGCAGUUGUACAAAGGGGCGCAUGUUAAACCAGGCUUUGCAGAACACUUCUACAGCAAUCCCACGAGAUACAAAGGAAGAGAGAAUAUGCUGUACUACGACACUAUCGAGGAUGCCCUGGGUGGUGUCCAGGAAGCACAUUUCGACGGGCUCAUCUUUGUGCAUUCUGGCAUCUACACAGAUGAAUGGAUAUACAUUGAGUCCCCAAUAACCAUGAUUGGUGCAGCACCAGGAAAAGUAGCAGACAAGGUAAUUAUUGAGAAUACGAGAGAUUCCACAUUUGUAUUUAUGGAGGGAUCAGAGGACGCCUAUGUUGGAUACAUGACAAUACGGUUUAACCCCGACGAUAAAUCUGCCCAACAUCACAACGCUCAUCACUGCUUAGAGAUCACCGUAAACUGCAGCCCGGUCAUUGAUUUCUGUAUCAUCCGAAGUACUUGCACAGUUGGUUCUGCAGUUUGUGUGAGUGGCCAGGGGGCCUGUCCCACUAUCAAGCAGUGCAACAUUAGCGACUGUGAGAAUGUAGGACUCUACAUCACAGACCACGCACAGGGGAUCUACGAAGACAAUGAGAUCUCCAAUAAUGCACUAGCCGGGAUAUGGGUUAAAAAUCACGGCAACCCCAUUAUAAGAAGGAAUCACAUUCAUCACGGGCGAGAUGUUGGUGUUUUCACGUUUGACCACGGCAUGGGCUACUUUGAGAGCUGCAACAUACACAGAAACAGAAUAGCCGGUUUCGAGGUGAAAGCCUACGCCAACCCCACGGUGGUUCGCUGCGAAAUCCACCACGGCCAGACCGGAGGGAUCUACGUCCAUGAAAAAGGGAGAGGACAGUUUUUAGAGAACAAAAUCUAUGCAAACAAUUUUGCCGGUGUGUGGAUUACCUCAAACAGCGACCCCACUAUAAGGGGAAAUGCAAUUUUUAAUGGAAACCAAGGAGGAGUGUAUAUUUUUGGUGAUGGAAGAGGCCUUAUAGAAGAAAAUGACAUAUAUGGAAAUGCAUUAGCGGGAAUUCAGAUUCGUACAAACAGUUGCCCCAUUGUCAGGCACAAUAAAAUUCACGAUGGACAGCACGGCGGGAUCUACGUGCAUGAAAAGGGCCAGGGAGUAAUUGAAGAAAAUGAAGUUUACAGUAACACGUUGGCUGGAGUGUGGGUGACGACUGGGAGCACCCCCGUGUUACGGCGGAACAGAAUACACAGCGGGAAGCAGGUGGGAGUUUACUUCUAUGACAAUGGCCACGGGGUCCUGGAAGACAACGAUAUUUAUAAUCACAUGUAUUCUGGGGUACAGAUACGAACUGGAAGCAACCCUAAAAUAAGGCGGAAUAAAAUCUGGGGAGGGCAGAAUGGCGGUAUCCUUGUAUAUAAUUCUGGGCUUGGGUUCAUAGAAGACAAUGAAAUAUUUGAUAACGCAAUGGCCGGCGUCUGGAUCAAGACCGACAGCAAUCCGACCUUACGGAGAAAUAAAAUCCACGAUGGAAGAGACGGAGGAAUCUGUAUAUUUAAUGGAGGCAGAGGACUUCUCGAAGAGAACGACAUCUUCCGGAACGCCCAGGCGGGAGUACUUAUCAGCACCAACAGUCACCCGAUUCUAAGGAAAAACCGAAUAUUUGAUGGAUUUGCAGCAGGUAUUGAGAUAACCAAUCACGCCACAGCAACGCUUGAAGGCAACCAGAUCUUCAACAAUCGAUUUGGAGGGUUAUUUCUAGCGUCAGGGGUCAAUGUUACCAUGAAAGAUAAUAAAAUAUCCAACAAUCAAGAUGCCAUAGAGAAAGCAGUGAGCAGAGGCCAGUGUUUAUAUAAGAUAUCCAGUUAUACCAGUUAUCCAAUGCACGACUUCUACAGAUGUCACACCUGCAACACCACCGACCGCAACGCAAUCUGCGUCAACUGCAUCAAGAAAUGUCACCAAGGACACGACGUGGAGUUUAUCCGACACGACAGGUUUUUCUGUGACUGCGGCGCAGGAACACUGUCCAAUCCCUGCACAUUAGCCGGAGAGCCGACCCACGAUACAGACACACUAUAUGACUCUGCUCCACCCAUAGAAUCUAAUACUUUGCAACACAACUGAUACAACCCCUUUUCCAUGGGAAAGUCCUGCCAUUCUAACUCGUUAAAAAAAAAAAA
Xenopus laevis (African clawed frog) is the source of this 2680-nucleotide messenger RNA. It is a transcript of the gene fbxo11.L, whose product is annotated as F-box protein 11 L homeolog. Gene Ontology annotation, biological process: regulation of apoptotic process; ubiquitin-dependent protein catabolic process. NCBI's taxonomy places the organism in Eukaryota, Metazoa, Chordata, Amphibia, Anura, Pipidae. Gene Ontology annotation, cellular component: nucleus; chromosome. The record is from RefSeq and is marked provisional. Gene Ontology annotation, molecular function: zinc ion binding.